AAAUGUUUGCGUGAAGGGUCCUGUGGAGGGAGAGGAGUCGGUGUGUUUAGUGAGCGGACCAGUUAGACGGUAGUUGGGUGGAACGUGCACACACGAACAGCUAGCUACAACCAAGUUAGCAUGAAUUUGACAUCUUUGUCUUUUAUGACUGAGGCAGUUAGAAAGGUGCUCUAUAGCUCUCAUUUCAUCUUAGUGGCAUUCUGUUCCACCGCUUAAUAGCACUGACACUGCUCUAACGCCCGCAGGUAGGAGUUUGCACCUGAAAUGUCAACAAGCUAACACUUUACAGACGGUAGUUUGGUCGUGUUUUCGUUUAGCUGUGAGUCACACAGUCAGACUUUGGGGAAGAUUUUAACUGGAUCUUUAUUCUUUGAGGGAUCGGUAUUUGGGACAAAGUGUCGUUAAAAUCGUUUGAGUUUCCCGGAUUUAAGCAUAAGCUGCAGCUAUUUUCCUUCUGCGGUUUGCCAGAGAGCCUAUGUUGGAGACUGCGGAUUAAAUUAGGAAACUGAAGCAGGUUAAAUGAAGGGACACGGUCAGAUUCAUGUUCAGUUGGGCAGUCAUAACCCAAAUGUCAGGGAGGAAAUGCUGCUAAAGCUAUUUAUAACACGCUGUACAGCCCUGCUGACUGUGGAGCUGCUGCAGCUCACAUUCAGUUUUUGGUUUUAGAGCCAAAGAUUUGACCUAAAAGCUGCCUUUACUGUUAUACAUCCAAGUCUCUUCUUAAGCCCUACCAAAGGUUCAGCUGCAAAAACAAGUCUGAAGUUCACACUCGUGCAGAUCGAACGGGAUAUUUCUGCAUCACGGGCACCCAAGUCAACAAACGAAUCAGUAAAUGUCACUAGAAACAUCUUUUUCAUUUGUUCACUCUGCUUCCUGGACCCAGCUCCUCCCAUCUGAUACCUGACGUCAUCUUCCAGACUGACCUUGGUCUGGAAGUUUUCAACAUUAUUCAUGUGUGUGUACUCGUUGGUGGCGUGGUGUAUGAGCGCGGUCAGCCAUGCCCGUUACAUCUCGGCUCCUCAGGGGUUUGCCCCGAGCCAAGGUCUUUGCCUCCAGUCUGUUACCAUGCCAACAUCACCAAUCCCAGUUUGGUCCCGUCGUUUCCAUCGCUCCUGCAGCAGGACAGCCACCAACCCACGUGUGGCCGACGCACCAGUCGAGAAAAACCUACCAGACGUCCUCGGGGCUCCACAGCUACAUCCUCACACCCCCACAGGUCAACUCCAUCCUGAAGGCCAACGAGUACAGCUUCAAGGUGCCGGAGUUUGAUGGGAAAAACGUGUCGUCGGUGAUGGGGUUUGAAAGCAAUCAGCUUCCAGCCAACGCUCCCAUCGAAGAUCGACGGAGCGCAGCUACGUGCUUGCAGACACGAGGAAUGCUGCUGGGUGUGUUCGAUGGACACGCUGGCUGUGCCUGUGCUCAGGCGCUGAGUGAGAGGUUAUUUUACUACAUAGCAGUCUCCCUGCUUCCCCACGACACCCUGUGUGAGCUGGAGGCUGCAGUGGAGGGCGGCCGGGCCCUCAGUCCCAUCCUGCAGUGGCACAAACACCCCAACGACUACUUCAGCCGGGAGGCCCAGAGACUCUAUUUCAACAGCCUGCGAACGUACUGGCAGGAGUUAAUCGACCUGACCAGCCCAGGCGAGGUUCCGGACACACGCGAGGCCUUAAUGAAUGCCUUCAAGAGGCUGGACAAUGACAUUUCUCUGGAAGCUCAGGUUGGAGAUGCGAGUGCUUUUCUGCAUUACUGGGUUCUGAGAGUUGCCUUUUCUGGAGCGACGGCCUGCGUGGCUCACAUAGAUGGAUCAGACCUCUUUAUAGCUAACGCGGGAGACGCUCGGGCCGUGUUGGGCGUUCAGGAGGAGGACGGUUCCUUCAGCGCUCUCACCCUCUCCAACGACCACAAUGCCCAAAACGACGGCGAGGUUUCUCGGAUUCGAAGUGAGCACCCUUCAUCAGAGAGGAAGACCGUCAUUCGUCAGGACCGGCUGCUCGGCUUGCUCAUGCCGUUUCGCGCGUUCGGCGACGUGAAGUUCAAGUGGAGCAUCGAGCUGCAGAAGCGAGUUCUGGAGUCCGGACCCGAUCAGCUGCAUGAAAACGAGCACACAAAGUUCAUCCCUCCCAACUACCACACCCCCCCCUAUCUGACCGCGGAGCCCGAGAUCACACACCACCAGCUGAGACCGCAGGACCGCUUCCUGGUGAUCGGCUCUGACGGCCUCUGGGAGACCCUCCACCGGCAGGAAGUGAUUCGUGUCGUUGGGGAGUAUCUGACGGGGGUUCACCAGCGCCAGCCGCUCAAAGUGGGCGGCUACAGGGUCACUCUGGGACAGAUGCAGGGGCUGCUGGAGGAGCGGAAGGCUCGCGUGUCUUCGGCCUUCGAGGAUCAGAAUGCCGCCACCCAUCUGAUGCGCCACGCCGUGGGGAACAACGAGUUCGGCACGGUGGACCACGAGAGGCUGUCAAAGAUGCUGUCGCUGCCCGAGGAGCUAGCUCGCAUGUACCGCGAUGACAUCACCAUCAUCAUCACACAGUUCAAUCCUCACGUGAUUGGAGCACAGAGGCAGGAAGGACAGCCGUGAGCUCCUCGGGAUCCAAUCACAGCUUUUGUCUCCAUGCGGUCCAGCUGGAGAGAUGCACACCCAAACAUCUGUCCAGCUGUUUUAAGACUAUGUAAGAGAACUUGUAUAUUUAUGAAGCGGCAAAAACAAAAAAUCAUUUUUGUGAUUUUUUUUUUGUUUUUGUUUGUUUUUAUGCAUCAUUCUAAUUUAUUUACGUUGCUGGGCUUGUUCAGCAGCUGUUUACACACACACCCAUGUGUGUGUGUGUGUGUGUGUGUUACUGACAUUUCUGCCUAAAAGGUGUGAAGGCUCGAGUCUGAGUGAAGGUGAGGAUUAACCUGAAGUCAGACCGGCUCGUUACAGAAGCACUUUUUCACUUGUUUGCGUCUCAGACACACUUUCCAGUCUGAAGGGAUUGUUUCCACCACUUCUGUUCCUGACUCCUCUUCUCGCUGUGCUUCGCUUCGAUCCGUAAUUAUCUAAUUAAAUCCUCUAGGAUGAUGAUUGGGAUCCUGUGUGACACUAACUGAGAGCUUCUAGAAACAUUUCUGAAACACAAAACACAUCAGAGACGGGAACGGCGCGGAGCAGCGGUUGUUUUUCCAGCUCUGUGGCGGCUUCGUGUCGCUGACGAGUCACGAGGACUUCAACAACGGGAUUCCUCUCUGGAGAGAGUUUUCAGAGCAUCAAACUCCAUCCCAUCACAGCUCGUCGUCCGUAUGGUGAUCCGUUAGUUUUAUCGUUUCUCAGCCGAGGGAAACCCGACCCUUUUCCUCCGGACGCUCGACGGCCGUUCAUAAAUCACAGGAUUAGCCGUUAAAACCACCGAAUAUUUAUUCCGCUUGAGCAAUAACACCUUCACUGUGGGGAGGGGUGCGAUUUGUAUGAUGAAUAAAAUGUUGAACGCA
Nothobranchius furzeri (turquoise killifish) is the source of this 3468-nucleotide messenger RNA. It is a transcript of the gene pdp1, whose product is annotated as pyruvate dehydrogenase phosphatase catalytic subunit 1. NCBI's taxonomy places the organism in Eukaryota, Metazoa, Chordata, Actinopteri, Cyprinodontiformes, Nothobranchiidae. The record is from RefSeq and is a predicted model, not a curated record. Gene Ontology annotation, cellular component: mitochondrion. Gene Ontology annotation, molecular function: cation binding; [pyruvate dehydrogenase (acetyl-transferring)]-phosphatase activity. Gene Ontology annotation, biological process: protein dephosphorylation.